Molecule: messenger RNA, 989 nt
Organism: Panicum hallii
Lineage: Eukaryota; Viridiplantae; Streptophyta; Magnoliopsida; Poales; Poaceae
Product: LOB domain-containing protein 37-like
Exons: 2
Coding region: 73-774 (233 amino acids)
Biological process (GO): regulation of gene expression
Source: RefSeq, a predicted model, not a curated record
CGGGUGCGCUUAUAUACUCCGCUCCCCGGGUGGCCAUGGCGGAGCUCGAGGGCUUGAUCGGGCUGGUGUUGUAUGAGAGGUGGCCCCCCUGGUUGUGGUCGUGUGGCGGCGGCGGUGGUGGUGCCGGCGAUGAGCUGCAACGGGUGCCGCGUGCUGCGGAAGGGGUGCAGCGAGGCGUGCGUGCUGCGGCCGUGCUUGCAGUGGAUCGAGGGCGCCGAGGCGCAGGGCCACGCCACCGUCUUCGUCGCCAAGUUCUUCGGCCGCGCCGGCCUCAUGUCCUUCCUCACCGCCGUCCCCGAGCCGCAGCGCCCAGCGGUGUUCCAGUCGCUGCUGUACGAGGCGGCGGGGCGGACGAUCAACCCGGUGAGCGGCGCCGUGGGGCUGCUCGGCGCCGGGAGCUGGCACCUCUGCCAGGCUGCCGUGGAGACCGUCCUCCGCGGCGGCGGCAUCCGCCCGCUCCCGGAGCUCGACGGCGGCCUCCCUGCGGCCGACGGCCGCGACCCGCUCGCUCUCACGGCGAGGCGGGCCGUGGCGGGGUGCUCGACGUUCUCGGCGGCGAAGCGGGCGGCGGCGAGGGCGAACGCGGGGGCGCCCGUCGCGGCGUACGCCUUCCCGGAGCCCUCCUGCGACCUGGGGCUGUGCCUCAGCCCCGGGUCUCCGCCGGCGCCCGGGGAGCGGCGGCCCGGCACGCCGUCGUUGACCUCGGAGGAGUCCGUGACGACGACCAGCGGCGGCGGCGGGAGGGAGCCCGAGCUGCUGAACCUUUUUGUCUGAGAGUUAGCUAGACGGGUAGCGAAGCUCCGGAUCAUGUGCCUUUCGGCGGUGUACUUUGCUGGAUCCCGGCGAAAAAUGUUUGCUACCCCCUCGCCGGCGAGGUAUCCGUAGUCUCCUUCCCUUUUUGGGCGCGUGCGUGGAAACCGCCGAGCGCCGGUGCCGGCAGUUCUGCCUGCCGCCCGUCCCGUUAACUUGAAAACUUCUUUUGUUCCUUC